AUGAUAGAUUUCUGGAGCAGAUUCCGACCAGUGGCUUUAAUCACGGAAAGUUCCGCCUACAACGAGGGCCAGGGCGAGGGCACAAAUUUUCAGUCUGGGAUGCUAGCGGAAAUGAAGCGGCUAGAAGCGCCUGGAAUACCUACUUCAGAUCUGCUGAUGUCAUCUUAUUCGUCGUUGAUUCAGCCGAUACUCAUAAAUUUCACAAAGCGAAAGAAUUGCUGCAUUCUACUGUCAGCGCUGCAGAUUUUCCAAAAAACGCGA
This is a messenger RNA of Mesorhabditis spiculigera, 261 nucleotides long. The record is from the annotation of a GenBank genome assembly. Lineage: Eukaryota; Metazoa; Nematoda; Chromadorea; Rhabditida; Rhabditidae.